AUGGGUAAAAAACGCAAGAGGCCCGUCAAGGAGCCCGUCAAGGAUGACCCAAUAUGCCGGGCGAAAUCAUCACCACAACAACCCGCCGGCAAUACAGCACGGUCUCUAAGCACCAACCGCAACCAAGCCGCCGAUGCAGGCAAGAUCUGCCAUCCGGUAAUCUCCCUGUACUACCGUCAUGUGGUGACAUUGCGGCAGUAUAUCCUGCAGCGUAUACCUCGAUCCUCCAGAGCGCGUCGCCGAAGAAUUGCUGCAGUGGGAGGCCACAGUGCAGCCAGAGAUGGUCUAGCCGCUGUUCCUAAGAACGAGAAAGAUCUAGCUGAUUUACUAGAUACGACGCUAGUCGGGAUAUUGAAAGAGCUACCGCCAACUCGUAGUGAAGAGAGACGACGGGACUUCAUCGCAUUCACGCAAGCACAGCAAACGACUCAGACUGGCACUGAUUCUGGGCCCAUUGUGGAUUUUGCGAUCUCGUCCAUCUUCAACCGCCCUUCUCAUGGGAAACUGGAAAAUGUCCUCAGCCAUGGAUAUCGGCAGGGGGGCGGAAGACUGCCAUGCAGUAUCCCCAACGUCGCGGCACAAUUUCCCAAUAAAAAUGUUCAAAUGCUCAAACAAUCACCGUGGACGGAAGUUCUCGCCCUGCUAGGGAGUAAUGGCGAUGAAAUCAUGCUGAAGCUCCUGCUGGACUGCGGACUUUUUAUGGCUGUGGACGCGAGAAAGGGCGUUUACUGUCAGAUAAGUGGACAAGCAAUAUCGAGCCUUAAGCCUAUCGAUACUUCACCCGAAGAUUGUCCUGCUGCAUUUAAUGGCAGCAGCUCACCUGUCAAGCGCCAUGCUGUGCCGUGGCAGGGUGCAGCCCCUCGUGCACAUACGAAAGGUCCGAAAGAAAACCAGCAACAAUUGAGUCCUAACGCGAUCAUCUUCUGCCGUCAACGUAUGCUAUAUGCCCGUCCGCAUCUAAACGCGAAUGGUGGAAUCACCUUCGGGCUGCCAAAUCAUGUUCUCAGCCGGUUUCACUCGGCCAAGUCUUUGCAACAGACCGUACAUGUGAUGAAGUACGUCUUUCCUCGGCAGUUUGGCCUGCACAAUGUUUUCACAUCCCACUCAAGCUACUAUGAGAACCCUUUGUCCAAGAACUACUCCUCGCGGGAGGAGGAAAUUGCUAGGAAGGAAGGGCUCGAAGCCGCUCGAAAUCAACUAAGAAAAUCAGGCUUCCAUGCGGCUAUUGGAGAGCGACAGGAGUCAAUCAAGAUACCGAAAAGGCUUCGGGGAAAGCCUCUGGAACUAAUACGUCAGCUGCAAAACAGAAGCAGACGUUGUUGUUAUAAGAAGCUUUUACAGUAUUAUUGCUCUGAAGAGCUUUCGGGUCCCUGGAUCUUGGGACAGCUCAGCGCUGAAUCCAACAGUGUACUUUCUACUUCGAGCUCAAGGCCACUGGUAACCCAGCCAUCUCUCGCACAUCAGGACAUGCAACGCGAGCUGCGCCCAACGUCAUAUGCCAAAGGCUUCAGCAAGGGAUCAGGUGCAACUAAGCCCAAGGAAAAUCUGACGGAUCACGCCACUCCCGCAGCGUCUGUUUCAGCUUUUUGCCGAGCCGUCAUUCGAAAUUUGAUACCUUUAGAGUUCUUCGGGGUUGGUGAACAGGGCAUCACCCACCAGAAGAUGAUCCUCGGCCAUGUGGAUAGAUUUAUCCGCAUGCGUAGAUUUGAAAGUCUGAGUCUACAUGAGGUUUGCGAAGGGAUAAAGCCUGAGAGCUUACGUCAGGCUCCGUCAGAGAACAAUAUCUCAGCGUCUGACUUGCAAAAGCGCAGAGAGUUAUUCCAUGAAUUUUUGUACUACCUGUUUGACUCCAUACUUCUUCCACUUAUACGCGGAAGUUUCUAUGUGACCGAAUCACAAGUCCACCGGUAUCGCUUAUUCUAUUUUCGACAUGACGUUUGGCGCCGCCUUACUGCGCAGCCCUUGGCGCAUCUUAGGGCUUCCAUAUUUGAGGAGUUGGCACCAGAAACGGCGGAGAAACUACUGUCUGGUAAAAAAUCGAUAGGAUACGGCUCCCUACGGCUGCUGCCGAAGACGACGGGAAUUCGUCCAAUUCUUAACCUGAGACGGCGGACCUUGGUUAGAAGUAUAUACGCUGGGAAAAACCGGUAUCACCCAGCACAGAGCGUGAAUUCGGCCAUCGCGCCUGUCUACAGCAUGCUGAAUUAUGAGAGAGGGCGACGAAACGACCUGCUUGGUUCAAGCAUGUUCUCUGUUGGAGAUAUGCAUUCCAGGCUGAAGAAAUUCAAAGAGUCUCUGAUGAGCAGGGGCUGGGAUCAGCGAAAACGGCUCUAUUUCGUGAAGCUGGAUAUCCAGUCCUGUUUUGAUACUAUACCGCAGGCGAAGAUAGUGCGUCUGGUCGAGAAGCUGGUCUCAGAGGAAAACUACCAUUGGAUGAAAUAUGUGGAAAUGAGACUUGCAAGCGAAUUUGACAACAUGUGGCCGCUGCGAAAACCGCAGCAGCGCAGAACAUGGUCAAAGUACCUCCAAAGAGUUGGCCCAGUUGGCAGGCCAGAGAAUUUGGCGGAUGCUAUCGCCAAUGGAAGCGUAGUGGGACGAAGGAACACCGUCUUGGUCGACACAAUCGCGCAGAAGGAGUACAAUGGUGAAGGCCUGCUUGACAUUCUCAACGAGCACAUCCGGAACAAUCUCGUCAAGAUAGGCAAGAAGUAUUUCCGACAGCGCAAAGGUAUCCCACAGGGUUCUGUGCUGUCUAGUCUUUUGUGCAGUUUGCUGUACGCUGAAAUGGAGCGGGACGUGCUUGGUUUCUUACAAACGGACGACGCCCUGCUCCUUCGUUUGUUAGACGACUUCCUGCUGGUAACUUUGGAUUCUGGCCUCGCAAUGGAUUUCCUUCGAGUCAUGGUCCGAGGACAGCCAGAUUAUGGCAUUUCUGUCAACCCAGCGAAGAGCCUAGUGAAUUUCGCGGCGGUUGUAGACGGGGCGCAAAUCCCGCGACUUGUUGACACGCCACUCUUCCCUUAUUGCGGCAGUCUCAUCGACACGCGAACUCUGGAAAUCUUCAGAGACCAGGAUCGAAUGCUCGAGGGGGCGGAUUCUGCGAGUGUCGCUCUCAGCGAUUCCCUGUCGAUUGACUCCACGCGAACCCCCGGACGGUCCUUCUACCGGAAAGUUCUUGCAUCGAUAAAGCAAUCCAUGCACCCAAUGUACCUAGACUCGACGCACAACUCACUGCCCGCGGUACUACUGAACGUUUAUAAGUCCUUUGUCACGGCCGCGAUGAAGAUGUACCGAUACACUCGGUCACUGCCGGGCCGGGCGCGACCUCGACCCGAGGUUGUGGUCCGCACAAUCCACGAUGCAACGCAGUUGGGAUACCGACUGAUCCGUGGCCGGCAUGGUCUGUGCAGGGUCACGCAUCCUCAGCUGCAGUAUUUAGGGGGGGCGGCGUUUCAAUUUGUGUUGGGGCGGAAACAGACACAGUAUGCGGGCGUGCUGCGUUGGCUGGACGGGACGCUGGCGGAAGCACGGCAGAGCGUUGGCAACAGUGUUUUGCUGGCACAAGCGGUGCAGAAAGGGAAUCGGACGUAUAGAGAGUGGCGGUUUUGA
Messenger RNA from Aspergillus nidulans FGSC A4, 3609 nucleotides. Its product is annotated as telomerase reverse transcriptase. Lineage: Eukaryota; Fungi; Ascomycota; Eurotiomycetes; Eurotiales; Aspergillaceae. The coding region runs from base 1 to 3609 and encodes 1202 amino acids. Gene Ontology annotation, biological process: telomere maintenance. The transcript is spliced from 6 exons. Gene Ontology annotation, cellular component: nucleus; chromosome, telomeric region. The record is from RefSeq and is a predicted model, not a curated record. Gene Ontology annotation, molecular function: DNA binding; nucleotidyltransferase activity; DNA-directed DNA polymerase activity.